AUGGACAGACAGUGCUACUCCUUGGACUUUGCGCGUGUUGCGGGUUUGCCCUGCUUUAGUGAUGGUAGCUCGCCAACCAUCGGGCAGCCCAACAAAAAACUUUCUUCUGGGGCCUCCUUUGGCUUUGGCUGUGAAGCCAUUACCCAAGCGUUGCUUGCGGCUGGUGUUGUUGCUCCUCCUGUUGCCUCAUUUGCUCCUCCUGUUGCCUCGUGUGCUUCUCCUGUUGCUUCGGUUGCUCCUCCUAUUGCCUCUGUUGCCUCUGUUGCUCCUCCCGUUGCUUCUGGUGCAGCUCCUGUGGCCUAUGCUGCUUUUCCUGCGGCCUCUGGUGCACCGCCUGUGGCCUCUGCUGCUUUUCCUGCGGCCUCUGCUGCCUUUCCUGCGGCCUCUGCUGCUUUUCCUGCGGCCUCUGCUGCUCCGCCUGUGGCCUCUGUUGGUCUUCCUGUGGCCUCUGUGGAUCCUCCGGCACCUUGUGUGGCUUCUCCUGGGGUCUCUGUUGUUGCUCCUGUUGUUUGUGUUUCUCCUUCUGCGGCUGUUGUUGCUGUUUCUGCGGCCUCUGUUGCCCCUCGUGAGGUGACUACUGUCGAUUCUGGCUUUUCGUGGAGUUCUUUUGCUCCUUCCGUGACUGGUCCCUUUGUCUUCGGUUCGUCGGUCUGUUCGCCUUUGCCUGCUCUUGCCCCUUCGGGUAUUGCGCAAUUGGUUGGUGCCUCUUCGGUUGGCGUAUCCGCUAGACCUGCUCCUGCAGUUGCUUGUUCGGUUGCUGGCUCCCUUCCUGUUUCUUCUGCUGGCGAGACCUUCUUCGCCAGAUUAGCUGCCGAUGAAGACGAAUAUUUGGACUCGCUGGCAGAAGAAAUAGAUAAACUUCUUGAUCGAGAUUUCGAUUUUUAA
Messenger RNA from Mucor mucedo, 885 nucleotides. RefSeq lists its product as uncharacterized. The record is from RefSeq and is a predicted model, not a curated record. The transcript has 2 exons. NCBI's taxonomy places the organism in Eukaryota, Fungi, Mucoromycota, Mucoromycetes, Mucorales, Mucoraceae. The coding region runs from base 1 to 885 and encodes 294 amino acids.